Molecule: messenger RNA, 1866 nt
Organism: Penicillium longicatenatum
Lineage: Eukaryota; Fungi; Ascomycota; Eurotiomycetes; Eurotiales; Aspergillaceae
Exons: 1
Coding region: 1-1866 (621 amino acids)
Source: RefSeq, a predicted model, not a curated record
AUGGAGAAAGAAAAGCCCACCUCUACAUAUCAGCCUCGAACAUGGCCCCGGAGGACUGUCGUAUGGAUGGCAGCAGCUGUGGGGAUAGUGGGUCUGAUAAGGUUCGGUACAUUCCCUACUCCAGCGCUACGCUGGGCGUUCCGGGACGAUCUUCAAGUCCAUGACUCGCCUUACGGAUCAUUCCCACAAGAAAACGACCCGUUCCAGUUCCUCCCCUGCACCAAUGCCAGUCGUCCGCCGCCACCGGAAGACCCUUCUCCGCAGCAAUCAUGGGCUGCUCUCUUUGAUCCAAAUCCCAACCAUUGGAGCUGGGGUAGCGCGGGCCAGGGCAUCUACCUUUGUGGAUACCUAGAUCUCCCACUCGAUUAUCAUAACUCUUCAGAUCCUCGUAUUGUCCGCAUUGCAGUCACCAAAUUCCAGGUCGCGGGUCUGGCUCAUAGGAAUGAUCCCAGGAUUUCACCCAAGAGCUAUAGGAGUGAGCGCACUAUCAUUGUCAACCCAGGGGGCCCGGGAGGAAGCGGAACAUCUUUCGUUUGGAGGGCUGCGGAGGAAGUAACAAACCGCUUUAGUGACGGUCAAUUCGAUGUGCUAGGCUGGGACCCCCGCGGUGUUAAUUUUUCCCUCCCCGCCGCGGCAUGUUUCCCUCAAGACAAUUUCCGGGACCGAUGGUCACUCCUGGCACUUCGAUAUCGCGAGGAGGCACCAAAGGCCCAAUUGGAAGCUGCAGAUGCCAUGAACAACGCCACGUUCUUUGCCUGCCAGCAGCGGCUGGGGGAUCUUGGCCGCUUCGUCAGCACGGCAUCGGUAGCACGCGACCUAGACGAGAUCCGAAAAGCCCUUCAUGAAGAAGAAGUCACUGGAUACUUAGUUAGCUAUGGAACGGGUAUUGGCCAGACAUAUGUCAAUAUGUUUCCUAACCGAGCGGGCCGAAUAAUUCUCGAUGGUACGGAAUAUGUCAGGGAUCAUCGCCUCUUGGGUGGCUUUGGCUGGACGGCUCUCGAUAAUGCGACAGACGCUUGGCGAGACGGGUUUUUAGGCGAGUGUCUCAAUGCCGGCCCAGAGCAUUGCGCAUUGGCCAAACCUGUUUCUAACCAGGACGGCCCUGUCACCCUCGCACAACUGGAAGCGCGCAUGACCCAACUACUUGAGUCGCUCAAAGUUCGCCCACAAUCCGCGUAUACGGAAUCAGGCGGCCCAUCUCUAGUCACUUACUCGGCACUCGUGGAUAGGGUUCUCUAUCCGAUCAUGUAUAAGCCGAUGGACUGGCCGGAUACUGCACAAAUGCUCUAUGAGCUCGAAGCAGGGAAUGCGACUCUGGCAGCCAAAUCCAUAGACCUCUCGUGGAGCGAUCAUUCUGAGAAGCCAUCAUGGCCUCACACUCCAGAUUCUAGUGAGCUCGAGAACCUCGUGAUCUGCUCCGAUUCCUACGAUGCGCCUCUUCCAGACGGACUCGACUGGUGGGAUCAGUUAUGGAAAAACAUGUCUACCCAGAGCUGGAUAGCUGGCAACUCUCGUUUCUUUGCAGUUCUGCCUUGUCGAUAUUUCAAUACCUAUUGGGCCCCUCCUUCGGAGGUGUAUCGAGGCGAUCUGAACCACACUCUCAAGACCCCUACCCUGCUUAUCGCUUCCACGUAUGACCCUGCAACCCCAUUGCGUAAUGGAAGAAGACUCAGAGCCGAGAUGGGCCAAAAUGCCCGGUUGAUUGUUCAUCAUGCUUACGGACAUAGCUCUGGACGUGAUAUAUCGAAUUGCACGGAUGGAGUUGCUAAAGCUUACAUUCUCCAUGGCACUAUUCCGAAAGAACAGGAAACAAAUUGCUAUGCCAAUGAAAGGCCUUAUAUUCAUGGUGAUGUCGGCGAAGAAUAG